Molecule: messenger RNA, 462 nt
Organism: Rangifer tarandus platyrhynchus (Svalbard reindeer)
Lineage: Eukaryota; Metazoa; Chordata; Mammalia; Artiodactyla; Cervidae
Source: the annotation of a GenBank genome assembly
AUGGCAGGGGGAGGCCAGGUGGUGACAGUGCUUGGCAGUACUGCCCAGAACAGUACAGCCAGGGCCAGUCUUCCUGGGAUGCUCGGAGACCACGUCAGACAGACCAGAAGUGCCCACAGCCCUCCAGUCACAGCCCCCACCUCCCACUGCCCUGACUGUGGGGCUCCCCAGCUUGGGGAUCUGCUCCUGGAGGAGUUAGGUCACCCAGAAGAAGAAGGGAAAACUGAGAGCCCACGACCUGGGGGCAUGAGUGUGCAGCAUAGACGUCGCUGGCUGGACGACAUUCCUGUCACUUGGUUUCUCUUCCUCCGCCCUCCAUCCUCUGACUCCUCACAGGUUCCUCCUGUCUGUCCGCACUCUCUCAGCAUCACUUCCUGUCUUUGUGUUUUUCUCCUUUUUUCUCUUUCUCCCGCUGCCCCCCUCUUUGUCUCCCUGCUACUCCAUCAUUUUCUGACUUUCUGA